This is a messenger RNA of Besnoitia besnoiti, 4047 nucleotides long. Its product is annotated as MAM domain-containing protein. Gene Ontology annotation, biological process: amine metabolic process. Gene Ontology annotation, molecular function: primary methylamine oxidase activity; quinone binding; copper ion binding. Gene Ontology annotation, cellular component: plasma membrane. The record is from RefSeq and is a predicted model, not a curated record. The transcript has 3 exons. NCBI's taxonomy places the organism in Eukaryota, Apicomplexa, Conoidasida, Eucoccidiorida, Sarcocystidae. The coding region runs from base 1 to 4047 and encodes 1348 amino acids.
AUGUGCGAUAUGAUGAUUUAUCGGGAUCAUGAAGACAUGGACUUGUAUUGGGUGCGACAUUCGGGAACGACAGAGACGCCAGGAACCGGUCCUUCUUUUGAUCACACGUAUGGCACGCAGCAAGAUGGAACCUACAUCUACAUGGAUUCUCCAGGGUACUUGGCGGGAGCCAGCGCGACGCUGUUGGGCCCACCCACAAUCUUUCCUCAGGGUCUGUUCUGCGCACGCCUUUGGUAUCACAUGUGGGGGGAUGAUGUAAACUCACUCCGCCUGUACAUGCGUGAACUGGAAGGCGACAAGGAUGUGACGGGUAACUGGGGAAAACCGAGACUCCUGCGUGUGGGCGACCACGGUGACGAAUGGUUGGAGGGAGGCUUUGAGUUCCACUCUGACGGAACGACAGCCCAACAGUUGGUUAUUGAAGCUCUUGCUGGGUUCAGCGAGAAAGGAGAUAUAGCCUUGGACGACCUACGCAUUGUUCCAGGUCGGUGCCCGGAAGAAAUCAAACGAGACUCGUACAACGCAGACUACAUUUGUGGAGAGGUGCGACUCGUAACGGGCAGCUGGUCGCAGGAAAAGUCUUGGUUCGUCGAAGGCGCUGUGUCUUGCGCCGGCCGAGGUUACAGCUACGAUAACCUUAAGGGCAGCUGGGUGCCGUGCUGCGUUCCUCGUUAUGGCCAGUACACUCUUGUCCUGCAUGAUGGGUACGGCGAUGGAUGGUCGGGGUCUAAGCUUGAGUUCCGCUUCUUCGACCAGGUUCAGGAAUUCGGAUCAGAUUUCAUUGGCAUUGAGGAAGGCGUUGAGAAGAAGUACACUCUGAAUAUUGGUCUCCUCCAAAUCACUAAAAUCGAGGGAAGCCAAGACCGUAUCGGUCUCGAAAUUCAAGUCGCCCAGCCCAACUCGUACGUAUGGUGCGGCGCUGCCCUAUCGGGAUCGCCCGCUCCAACUGUCGAGGUGCUAAAGAAAUAUGGCAUCCGGUCUCAAGAGCAGACAAAGAAAGCUGGAGACAAGCUGCGUAUGGAGAUUGCAAACAAACCGAAUGACAGACGUAUUCUGCAGCCAUCAACGGACUACAACAUCUACUGCUAUGCGGAGCCCGCGGCUUACGCCGUCGACCAGAAUCAGAUGAUGACCAUGGACGAUGCGCAAGUGGCUGCGUCUCGCGUGAUGGUCACGACAGACAGCAAGCCUCCUGAGAUCACCGUCGUAGGCGUAGAUGAAGACCACACGGAAGCAAGCAUAAGAAUCAGGAGUGAUGAAAUCGCGACUGUAUGGUGCGCCGCUGAAGAAGCAAGCAAGAUACCGGCGGACGACGUGGGUCAGGCUCUGGCCCCGGGUUUGAUCAAAAAGGCAGGAAACAAGAUCCAAAUUGUGAAGGGAAUGGUGAACACGCCACAGCUGCUGAAACUCAAGAAUCUGAUGCCGGAUACGACAUAUCGAGUCUACUGUUACGCCGAAGAUCGGGCGUUGCCGAAACCUAACUUCACCGGCCCAGAGCAGGUUCACGCAAUGGCCUUCGACCUCGUGACUCCCAGCAAGGUGCCAGAACUGAAAAUUGAAUCGUAUAAAGCGUUCGUAAGAGGGUUCAAGCUAUCUGUGAAAACUGACACACCUGCAAAGGUCUGGUGCGGAGCGGCAAUGGCCGGAUCCGCCUUCCCCAAGAAAGAGGAUGUCAAACGUGUUGGAGCUACUGCGGAGGUAACGGAUAUCACAAAACCAGCAGAUCUCGAAAUUCGUGGGGUUCCCCCAAACACACGAUAUUCCAUUUAUUGCUUGGCGUCCUCUCGGUCAGGAGCGUCCGAAAUGACAGAUCAACAAAUGUGGGAUGGAGCUCUCGAGGUCACGUCUUUCGGCAAAUUUUGCGACAUGCCUAUUGAACCCGCCGUCCUUUCUGAGGGACCUGCCACACCGUUCGAUCCUCUCACGCCGCCGGAGGAGUUCAUGGUCCGCGAUUUUAUGAACACUCAGAAACAGUUGAAACUAGAAGGUAUCUACCGAAUCAACCUCUUCCUGGACAAAGACGCCAUCUUGAAUCACUUUGAAAAAGGAGCCGAAUUCCCAAAACGAUACGCUCGUGUCCGGGCAGGGACCUGCGAUAACGGGAAGGGCGCGUAUCGACAGUUCAAAGUGGGUCCCCUGGACACUGAAGAUGCGAAGAACCUGAAGCUAGAAGAGAUUGGCGAACCAGUGGAGACAGACUGCGGAGGCUAUAAUCCACAGGGCGUGUUUGGCCGCCGUCUGCUUGACAAGGACCAGGAAAAUGAACUGGAUGCAUUCCUUCAUCGCGUGUUUGGUUUCCACUUUGGAGUAAAGGCAUGCCACUACGGAGAAGUUAACAACUGCCUUAACUUCGGGCCGCUCAUCUAUAAGCAGAAAGACGAGGAGCUUGAAGAAGUUUGGAUUGGUCUUAAGGCCCCGCCUAAAGAAGAAGGAGGAUUCGAGCAGCACCUUCCAUUCUACAUUGUCGCUGAACCACCCACCGCCGAGACAGAAGUCGAUGUUGUAAACCCAGAGAGCCGCGACCGCAUCGCCCUUCUCCUGGAACACGUAAAAGGGUAUUUUCUCAACGGAAUCAUCUUUGACUCGCUCGAGGACAUGUUUGAGGCUGUUGACACAGAAGCCGAUCCCCAGCUCACUGUGGAAACGCUGCGCGAUGCAAUGGAUCAAGUGAGGACACGGCAGGAACAGCAGAGAGCGAAUGCCGUACGUCGGCUUGCUCCAUAUAACAUCGGACCAAACCCGAAAGGCCGCGAGGGUCUGGAGUACCGUGUGGGUCCUGAGCACAUUGAGCCUCAAGGCAAGAGAUACACAAUCAAGCACAACCCAGAUUCAACUUCGUACACCAUCGACUACGCAGGAUGGACGAUGACUGUGACAAACGACCGUGAUACGUCGCUGAAAAUCUGGAACCUCCGGUUCAAGGACCAGCGAUACGCCUUCGAGUUUGGAGUCAACGAGGCUCUUGCUCACUAUAGUGUCGCCGAACGCCACUGGUACUUUAUGGAUUCGUGGUACGGUGGACUGGGUGCUGCGGCGCGUCGCGUCCACCCUGGAAUUGAAUGCGCAAAGACUGGCACAGUCCUCUUUUGGGAUAAGUCGCUCUGCGUGUUCGAGGAAGACAAGGCAAGACCCCUCAGGUCUCACUGGAAGUCUGGCGUGCUCCGCGAUGCAGCGCCUCACUACGUUCUUGUCCUCAGACAGAUCAUUACGGUUAGUAACUACGACUAUAUCACGGAUUACGUAUUCCACCAAAGCGGGUUCUUUGAGGCCACGAUGGCUUUCACUGGCGAGCUGUACGCGGGCGUGGAAGUUCCUUGGUAUUCUGCGCGCCAAGCCAACCACGGGACACAGGUCACAGGAUCUAUGCGCAUGGGUGCCUUGCAUGCACAUUUGGCCUCGUGGAAGCUCGAUUUCGACCUCGACGACUACAAAUCGAACUCCAUUGCGUGGCACGAAAUCAAACACGACACCGCUCGGCCUGGAGCCCUCAAGAUCGACACGUGGUUUGCAGAAACCGAAGAACAAGCCUAUUUCAGAUUCAACGAUACGCGCCCUCUGCACUACCAAGUUGUCAACGAAGAGCACAACGUUUACGGAAACGUCGGAGGAUUCACUGUCGUCCCUCUUCCCACCGUCGCAAUCCCCAACCCCGAAUUCGAACUCUACACUGGUCCUGCUGCCUGGGCCAAGUACCGCAUUGUGACGACCCUGCGAAAAGAAGAAGAGUUCCACGGAUCUCUCCCUCGUGACAAUAAAUACGCCCUGCGCCCAGCCGUCAGCAUCGAUCGCUACAUCCGCGAUAACGAGCCGAUUCGCAAAAAAGACGUGGUUACUUGGAUCGCCUCCUCCGUCUGGCACAUCCCCGUCAUUGAAGACAUGCCGCAGACCCUCUCGCUCGGGAACACUCUCGGUUUCCUCGUGAAGCCUCACAACUUCUACACCGAAGAUCCCUCUAUGGACCUGCACAACGCCCUCGGGGGCGCUGUACAGGACCCUGGCACGUGCGCAAUCAUUCGCCAGGAAACAGAGAAAUACAUGCAGGAGUAA